Gambusia affinis (western mosquitofish) is the source of this 4035-nucleotide messenger RNA. It is a transcript of the gene tpcn1, whose product is annotated as two pore segment channel 1. Gene Ontology annotation, molecular function: monoatomic ion channel activity; voltage-gated channel activity. The transcript is spliced from 26 exons. Gene Ontology annotation, biological process: transmembrane transport; monoatomic ion transport. The coding region runs from base 1107 to 3605 and encodes 832 amino acids. Lineage: Eukaryota; Metazoa; Chordata; Actinopteri; Cyprinodontiformes; Poeciliidae. The record is from RefSeq and is a predicted model, not a curated record. Gene Ontology annotation, cellular component: lysosomal membrane; endosome membrane.
CAUCUAGGAGUGGUUUAUGAGAGAGACGUGUAAAACUUUUUGGUUUUACUUGUUGCUGCUGGAACCCUCUGGAAACAGGAGGGAGAUUGAAGGUUAAUGCGGUUGUAUCACCUCAGUGAGGAGUCACAUGCCUGGAUACAGAAGUAGAGCUUGAGCCGAUCUAGAAGCGGAUUUACCUUCUUCCUCUAUUUCUGUUUGUUUUUUUCUUACUGGCACUGUGGCGUCUGUUUGUGUCUCUGUGAGGCUGACUUCACCGUGUUUUUCCACGCGGAGCUCCAAAUGUUUUAUUGUUCUCUGACAAAUGAGCAAUCUGAAUGGCUCACACACAGACUCGGGGUCCGAUGGUGUCAGGAGGACGCUCAGGCUGCUGCUGGACCCGAAUUUGAUCUCCUUCACUCCUGAGCUCAAUCCGCUGUGGACGGCUAACAUCUGGGAGCGCAUUUCUGAGACUCUGGGAUGAGAGUGACCAGACAGACAGGCAGAGGAGUAAAAUGUGCAGCUGCAGAGGAUCACCUGCAGGAACUGCUCAUCUAAAAACAAUUUGCAGCUCUGGUAUUAUUUCGAAGAGUAAAUUUACAGAAGCGUGGCAUUGAGUUUUUGCGUGACUUUUUAUUUCGGUUUCUGCUAUAAGGCAGGAUCAAUUCCUCUCGUGGCGUGUUUGCGUUCUGCGAGUAUCCUGUUUGAAGCAGGAAGGAGAAGAAAUUGGCUUGUCUGUCAGUGCUGCACACUGAGCUUUUUCUUUUUAAGUGUCAGAGUUGAGCUCAAACUUCAACCUCAGCUUGAACGUGUAAAUCUUAGUGUCUCUUUACAGUUAUCGUUACUGUUCUCUCUGUUUUUCUGAGACUGUGUUUUGUAUCCAGGACUGUUUAAACUUCCGGGAUGUUUGAGCGUCUGUGAGGAUUUGUUCUGGUCUCGACUCGUGACUCUGUCUCUGGUGUUUCCAUCAGGGCUGACUGGAAUGUUUCUCCAUCUAUAUCUCCAGAUGUUCUGCAGUGCUGCAAUGCAAUUGGUCUGCUGCUAAUCACAUUUCUUUUUUUUUUUUUUCUUUUUUUUUUUUCUUUUUUGCUGGACGUCAGCAACCUUCAUACAUUUACAUAGCUUCACCAAUGGCGUCCUUGUGUGGACAGGGAACUGGUUUCCAUGGUAAUCAGUCCUGUAAUGAUGAGAGUCCAGUUGCAAUCUCCUCCUUUGGCUUACAGUUAGAGCCUGACUGCAUCGAUGGAGGAGGCAAUUAUGACCUAGUGAACAAUGCUGUGAUUUCCACACCUGGGGCACAGAGCAACAAAACCCAAAAUGCGUCUUUAAAGCAAAGCUGGGAGAUGAACUACCAAGAGGCAGCCAUAUACCUGCAGGAAGGAGAGAACAAUGACAAGUUCUUCAGUCACCCUCGGAACCCAAAAGCACUGGCGGCAUACCUGUUCGCCCACAAUCAUCUAUUCUACAUGAUGGAGCUGGUGACGGGUCUGCUGCUGAUGAUGCUGUCGCUGUGUGAAGCUCCCGCCGUCCCCUCGCUGCGCUUGGACGUCUACGUUCAUGCCACUCUGGAGCUGCUGGCUUUGCUUCUGGUGGGAUUUGAGCUCUGCAUGAAACUUCGCUGGCUAGGCUUCCACACGUUUAUACGACACAAGAGGACCAUGGUGAAGGCGUGUGUGCUGCUGCUGCAGUUUGUAGAGGCCAUCGUGGUUCUGAUCAGACAGACGUCUCACAUGCGAGUGACCCGAGCUCUGAGACCGAUUUUUCUGGUGGACUGCAGAUACUGCGGUGCUGUGCGCAGAAACUUGCGUCAGCUCUUCCAGUCACUCCCAUCUUUUAUUGACAUCCUCCUGCUUCUGCUUUUCUUCAUGGUCAUAUUUGCCAUCUUGGGUUUCUGUCUCUUCUCUACAAACACAGCUGACCCUUACUUCAGCUCUUUGGAGAACAGCCUCGUCAGCCUGUUUGUGUUGCUUACCACAGCAAAUUUUCCUGAUGUGAUGAUGCCAGCGUACUCGAAGAACCGCUGGUCCUGCAUGUUCUUCAUCGUCUACCUUUCCAUAGAGCUCUACUUCAUCAUGAACCUGCUCCUCGCCGUUGUGUUCGAUACAUUUAACGACGUGGAGAAGAUGAAGUUUAAGUCUCUGUUGCUUCAUAAACGCUCUGCCAUUGACCACGCCUUUCAGCUGCUGGUUAGCCGGCAGAGGCCGAUGGGAGUGUCUCUGAAACAGUUUGAUGGUUUGAUGCGAUUCUACAGGCCUCGAAUGUCUGCAAGAGACCGUUUUCUCACAUUUAAAGCUCUGAAUACAUCAGGGGCUCCAACGCUUAGCCUGGAAGACUUUUAUAAGUUUUAUGAGGUCAUUGGAUUAAAAUGGAAGCCGCGACGAAGUCGAGAACACUGGUUUGACGACCUUCCUCAUACAGCCUUCCUCAUUUUCAAGGGCAUCCACCUGGUGGUGAAGUCUAAGGCCUUCCAGUACGCCAUGUAUGUGGUGGUGGCCAUUAAUGGUGUGUGGAUCCUUGUGGAGACGUUCAGAAUGAACAGUGGAUACUCUUGGUCUGAAUCCGUUCCCGUGAGUUACAUCGUUUUCCUGACGAUUUACGGUGUGGAAGUGCUGCUGAAAAUAGCAGGUUUGGGGCCGUUGGCUUAUUUCAGCUCUGGCUGGAAUCUGUUUGACUUCUCUGUGACUGUGUUCGCCUUCUUGGGGCUGAUCGCUCUGGCUUUCAAAAUGGAGCCGUUCUACUUCAUUGUAGUUCUUAGACCAUUCCAGUUGCUCCGACUGUUCAAGAUAAAGCUGCGGUACCGCAAUGUGUUGGACACCAUGUUUGAGCUCUUCCCCAGGAUGGCCAGUCUGGGCCUGACUUUAAUCAUCUUUUAUUACUCCUUUGCCAUUGUGGGUAUGGAGUUCUUCGCAGAUGUGGUUUUCCCAAACUGCUGCAACACCAGCACAGUGGCAGAUUCCUACAGACAGAUCAACAAAACAUUUGGCAACAAAACCGUGUUGGAUGAAGGCUAUUAUUAUCUCAACAAUUUUAACGACAUCCUCAGCAGCUUUGUGACGCUGUUUGAGCUGACUGUGGUCAACAACUGGUACAUCACCAUGGAAGGAGUGACGUCUAUGACGAGCCACUGGAGCCGUCUGUACUUCAUGACUUUUUACAUUGUUACGAUGGUUGUGAUGACAAUCAUUGUGGCUUUCAUCCUGGAUGCUUUUGUGUUCCGCAUGAACUACAGUCGCAAGAACCGGGAACCAGUGGAUAAUCCAGAGGAUGAAAAUGGGAUAGUGUUUGAUGUAGAGGUGAGGAGAGAUGAAGCGUUCGCCACCCUGGAGUUGUACAAACAGACGUCCCCGACACUGUCUUCACUCAGCUCUCUGGCUGCCGUCCUGCAAGCUAUGGACAAGAGUGGGCACACAUUUCUGGUUUACUUGGGACGAAGAUCAAGAACAAAGAGUGACCUUAGUAUGAAAAUGUACGAGGAGGAGAUACAGGAGUGGUAUGCAGAGUAUUCAAGGGAAUGUUUGCCUCAAGAAGAUGAAAACCUAAACCUGGAUCUGAACAGUCCCGUCACCAGUCCAGCUCCCUUCCAAGAACAUCAGCUGAACUCGCAGAGCGAACAUCACGGCAUUAACUAAAAACGACUGUAGUGAGAUGGACAUGCACAUCAUCUCAACAGAGGAAAGCUCAGCACCUCCAGUUCCCCAGUUGGCGAGAGAAAAUGACACUGUUUUCUUCCUAGAGCUGGAUUGAAGUGUUGAUGCACUUUGAAGAACCCCCUAAACAAGCUACUACCAUUUCUUUGCGUAUUUAUCGUUUAUAAAUUAAAUCUGAUGCCUUAGUUUAACGGUUUCUCUGACCGGUAUUAACACACAGUACUUAUGUUAUGUACUUUGAUCAAGAGAACACUAAACACUCCUUAAAGGUCAAUCCAACCACUUACCAUGUAAACAGUUUCUCCUAUCUGACUCAGCAGGCUCCAAAUAUUUUGUAUAAGCUCUCAUUCUGUAAUGUACUUGAAAGUAACAGCAGAUUUUAAUAAACUAUUCAAAUAAUGAAACACAUGAA